This is a messenger RNA of Chelmon rostratus (copperband butterflyfish), 2896 nucleotides long. RefSeq names its product tripartite motif containing 105 (gene trim105). NCBI's taxonomy places the organism in Eukaryota, Metazoa, Chordata, Actinopteri, Chaetodontiformes, Chaetodontidae. The record is from RefSeq and is a predicted model, not a curated record. Gene Ontology annotation, molecular function: protein binding; metal ion binding. The transcript has 6 exons. Bases 686 to 1996 code for a protein of 436 amino acids.
UCAGCCGAGAGAGCAGACAGGACAUGGAGGGACUUUGAAGUGCUUGGCCACACAUUUCUCCGAACAACAGACAAAGUAGGUUCAUGAAAGUGCUAACCAAAAGUUGAUUAUUGUCACCGUGUCAAAGUUUUUCAUGGCUUUUGCUUGAUGUCGCUUAAACAGGCGGUUUGGUGGCUGUUCGGCUGAACGCUGUCAGGCUUCAUGGCAGGUCAAAGCCAAACAACACAUCUGACCAAACGGUGCUUUGACAAUACAAACCACAAGCUAGCUUAGAGAGUCCCGUGAUGAACCGCCUGAUUUGUACCCCUGCUCGCCCUGAUUAACACUCACACUUGAACUGACCGUCGUUUACACUUGAAGUAAAUUCUUCGAGUGGAGAGCUAUUUGCACCGAUUUGUUGCUGGUUAGUGGUGUUGGACUACAGAUGGGAGGUGCACAACACGCCGUGCUGGGUCAGAUUUAGUCAAUGGUUAACUUAAUAAAGUGUGAAGCACAACAGGAAGUAGCUACUGUAGAACGUGAGCUUCUCAUGUAUAGUCUUUCAUUUCAGCUGACUGAACAAAUCUGUCGCCCUGUGAUCAGUCUUCAGAAAGGGAGCAUUUCUCCCUCCCUGCCUCUCCACCUCCAGGCUUCUGCUUUCGUUUCCUAAUUGUGGACAGACUUGCUGUGGAAAGGACCCUCCGCCAUGGCUGCCGCCUCCACCGCCACCGCCACAUCUUCCAAAGGCAGCCUGAGAGAGGACCUGACGUGUGCCAUAUGCUGUGACCUUUUCCGGGAGCCUGUCAUGUUGGCCUGCCUGCACCACUUCUGCAGACCCUGCAUCUCCAGGUACUGGAGGGGAGCUCAAGGGCCUGUAAGCUGCCCACAAUGCCGCAAGGAGUUCAGCUCCAAGCAGUUUCAAACAAACUACCUUGUGACAGCCAUGGUGGAGAAGGUCAGGGCCACCUCUUCAGACACUUACAUCAAGAACCUCGAGAAACAACUCAAAGAGACUUUGGAGAGCCAUCGUCUGCAGAAGGAGGACUUCAUCAACAGCAUCCGCAGAGACAGAGACAAGCUGGAUACCAUAAAGAGAGUCGGAGCAGAUCUGCAGGCCCGUGUCAAAGGGGAAUUCAGAGCUCUCCAUCAGAUCCUGCAGGAUGAGGAGGCCUGUGUGCUGGAGCAGUUAAGGAGAGAGCAGGAGGAGGAGCUGGAGAAAGUGCAGCGCCACCUGGAGGCCGUGGAGCUGGCCGUGAGGGAGCUGGAGGACAAUCUGAGGGUGCUCAAGCAGGCUAGCGCUGCCACAGAGAGCGUUGUACUGACUGAGCUCCCACAGCUGCGACCAUGUGUGCAGGUGGAUAUUGUCCCAGAGUUUGAUAUGAACACUUUCAGCAGCAAAUACACGGCCCCAUUACAGUACAUCACAUGGAGAAAGAUGUUCAAGUCUUUGAAGCCAGGUCCUUCCCCAUUAACGUUCGAUGUCGACACAGCUCACCCGAGCAUCUACGUCUCCAGGGACAGAACCGUGGCAGUCGAAUGUGACAUCCUGAUGCCACACGUGGACCACAGCAAGCGUUUCCUCCAGUGUGUCAACGUCCUCGCUGCCCAGGGCUUCCAGUCAGGCAGACACUACUGGGAGGUCGAAGUGGCCUCCAAGCCCAAGUGGGACGUGGGCGUGGCCGCCGAGGCCGUAGACAGGCACGCUCGGAUCAAGCUGAGCCCCGAAAACGGCUACUGGACGCUGCGGGUACGCAACGGCAACGAGUACUCGGCCGGCACGCAGCCCUGGACGAGGCUGCAUCUGGGCUCUUCCCCUCAGAGGCUCGGGGUUUUCCUCGACUGCGAGGAGAGGAGGGUGUCCUUCUACAACGCCGACGAUAUGAGUCUGCUCUACUCGUUCACCAAUGGGCCGAGGGGCAAGGCGUUCCCCUUCUUCAGCCCGUGCAUCAGUGACAGAAGCCAGAAACCUCAGCCUAUCAAACUCCUCCACUACCCCGCUGUCGCUCUGUCUGGCUAACAUGGCUACAAUCAAUAAGAGGGUUUGUAGAAUGUAACAGCUGCCCAUUCACCUAUUGACCAACGACUGUUAUCACCUGGCUUUUAAAAGACAGUCCAGCCUUUUUUCUCAUUUUGAGUUGAACAUCUAAGGCUGUUCUCUUAUUUUCUCUGCCUUAAUGAUCAGGUAUUGCCAGAUGCUUCUAUUUUCUGAAUGCCAAAUGAACCGUAAAAACCUUGAGAUGUUAUGAAAAUUGCCACAUUCACUAUAUCAAAUUUCCAUUGUGCUGUAAUUGUUGUGAAGAGGCUCAUUCACCAUGCAGGAGAAAUCAGCAGAAACACGUUAAAAAAAGAAGCACUCAGCCGUUUUGGGUUGAAUAUCUUGAAGCUUACAUGCAUCAAAUUGCAUUUUAACUGUUCUUCACAACCAAAUAUCUCAUAUAGACGGAUAUAGUUGGUGUUUCAAGUGAAAUCUGAAUAAAUUAUCUCUCAUCAAGCCAGGCUGUCCUCAGGCUCACUUGUGAAAUGUUUCUUUUAAUCGCCGUCAAGUCCAAUCAGCAUGAAGGGAUUGUGCACUUCACUCAGAGAUUUUCUAUUUGAUUAAAUGGGUUUCCGUGUUUUACUCAUUAAAUGAAACUCGCAGCACUUUCUCAGUUCCUUAGCUGACUUCUAGCAGCUUCUGUUAAUUUGUCUUCUUUUGUAUGUUCAUUUAUAUACAUUACAUGUGCCUUCAUUGAAAAUCUGAUGUGAUAGUUAAGGAUUGUUAUUUUGUAAUCACUCAAGGAAAUAACUAAAAUACAGGUCUUUAUAGUAUAUUUUACAUAGCUGUCAUUGCAUUUCACUUGCAUGUUCAAUCAUUUCUGAUACUCGAACAGUUAUUGUAAAACCUGCUAAUGCAAACAAUAAACCAAGUCACUUAUUC